Molecule: messenger RNA, 1667 nt
Organism: Capsicum annuum
Lineage: Eukaryota; Viridiplantae; Streptophyta; Magnoliopsida; Solanales; Solanaceae
Product: thermospermine synthase ACAULIS5
Exons: 10
Coding region: 375-1379 (334 amino acids)
Biological process (GO): polyamine biosynthetic process
Molecular function (GO): thermospermine synthase activity
Source: RefSeq, a predicted model, not a curated record
GAUUUUGGCUGGCUACCUAGAGAACGCAUGCUAGGAUAUCAAAUCAACCUCAAAAUUCUCAUUUUACAAUGUUCUUCCAUUUUAGCCCAUAUUCUUUUUGUAGAUAUUUUCUUUUUGUUUUUUGGAAUGUGUGUCUCGAAAAUCCAUGAGGAUUUAAUGUGUGUUACUUUUCACCUUGCUUCAAUAGUUAUCCCAACUCAACCUAAAUGAUUACAAUGAUACUCUUGCCCUCUUCUUUUUGCUCUUUAUAAUCUCCUCUUAUCCUUUCAUUCUUUUUCAUCCUUAACUUAAUAAGUUGGUCAUUUUUCUCCUUCAUUGAGUUUGAUUUCUCAUUCUUCUCUUGUAUCUUUUAAUUUUCGAGUGUUUUAAAGAAAAUGGGUGAAAUUUCAGCUUGCUCCAAUGGAUUCAGCAAUGGGAAUAAUAAUGAAAAUGGGCACGUAGUUGGUGGUCUAAGAAAGAGUUGUUGGUAUGAAGAAGAGAUUGAUAAUGACUUGAGAUGGUGCUUUGCUCUCAAUAGCAUUUUGCACACUGGUGCUACUCAAUAUCAAGACAUUCAACUCUUGGACACAAAGCCCUUUGGAAAGGCAUUAGUGAUCGACGGGAAGCUUCAAAGUGCAGAGAUAGAUGAAUUCAUAUACCAUGAAUGUCUUGUCCAUCCACCUCUCCUUCAUCAUUCCAAUCCUAGAAGCAUAUUCAUUAUGGGAGGAGGUGAAGGUUCUACUGCCAGAGAAUUAUUAAGGCACAAAACAGUCGACAAAGUUAUAAUGUGUGACAUUGAUGAAGAAGUGGUGGAAUUUUGCAAGUCAUACUUGGAGGUUAACAAAGAAGCUUUCUCUGAUCCUAGACUAGACCUUAUUAUUAAUGAUGCCAGGGCGGAGCUAGAGAGGAGAGAGGAACGUUACGAUAUAAUUGUAGGGGAUUUAGCUGACCCUAUAGAAGGAGGACCAUGUUACCAACUUUACACAAAGUCCUUUUAUGAAUUUAUUGUUAAACCUAGACUUAAUCAAGGUGGCAUUUUUGUCACUCAGGCAGGACCAGCAGGAAUUUUCAGUCAUACAGAAGUCUUUUCCUGCAUUUUCAAUACUCUGAAACAAGUUUUCAAAUAUGUUGUGCCUUAUUCAGCUCAUAUUCCAUCCUAUGCUGACACUUGGGGAUGGGUCAUGGCAUCAGAUAGUCCAUUUGUUACAAGUGUGGAUGAAUUAGACCAAAGAAUCAAGCAGAGGAUCAAGGGGGAAAAUAGAUAUCUUGAUGGGAAAACAUUCACUUCUGCCUCUACAUUGAGCAAAGCUGUUCGAAAAUCAUUGGACAAUGAGACUCAUGUUUAUACAGAAGGGAAUGCAAGAUUUAUUUAUGGACAUGGAAGACACAAUCAAGCAUGAGAUGAUGGAACAAAAAUUGAAAGCAUUAACAACAACCCAAAAAGAUGAAAACUUUACUGUUUUUUUUCCUUUUGUUUUGAUUUUCUUUAUGGUUUUAAUUAAAUCAAAAGUUAUCUAGGAUCUUAUGUUUCUUAUAUGUUCGUUGUUUUUUUGUUGGAAGUGGAGAGGGUGCUAUUUUACUCUAAAGUCUAAAGGAAAGAGGACUUGUGGCUUAUGAAUCUUUUUUGUUGUUUCUGAAUUGGAAUAUUAUGGUUAAAUAUGGAAUACUAUCUUUAAAUUUUGAGUCCA